GCCAAGCUCGUGGUCUACGCUGUGCAUAUUGCUCCUUAUAUACAUAUAUUUACUCCAAGUCUUGACCAAAAUAGUGUUAUUUCGUGAGACUUGUUAUAACAGCUAGUUUUUUCUGAAUAGUUGGACAAUGGCAGGGGAGGGUGUCGAGGACACUUUCAGAGAGAAUGAUAGCGAGUUGGGGGACUGGCAGCUAACGCUUGCAUUUACGAGCCCUCGGCACAUGGAGAAGAUAGAAGGAACUAAAUCUGUGACGCAGACAUGGAGAAUGAAAGAAAGGAUGAAGACUGUAAGUGUGGCCUUGGUGCUUUGCCUCAAUGUUGGUGUGGACCCACCAGACACUGUGAAGACUACACCCUGUGCAAGACUGGAGUGCUGGAUAGACCCUCUUUCAAUGAGUCCGCAGAAGGCUCUGGAAGCCAUAGGCACCAACCUCCAGAAACAGUAUGAACGCUGGCAACCCAGGGCCAGGUAUAAGCAGAGCUUGGACCCCACUGUAGAUGAAGUGAAGAAGUUGUGCACAUCUCUCAGACGAAAUGCCAAAGAUGAGAGAGUGCUCUUUCAUUAUAAUGGUCAUGGUGUGCCCAGACCUACAGUGAAUGGAGAGAUAUGGGUUUUUAAUAAGAGUUAUACACAGUAUAUACCCCUGUCAGUCUAUGACUUACAGACUUGGAUGGGGAGUCCUUCAAUAUAUGUCUAUGACUGCUCCAAUGCUGGCAUCAUUCUGGAUUCUUUUAAACAGUUCUCACAGCAAAGAGAACAAGAAGGAGAUACGAGUUCUCGACAAUCUGCUGCCAACAACAAUUUUAGUUCACCAUCAACCAUGUUGUCUGCAGCGGCAGUGAAGAGCUGCAUACAGCUGGCAGCCUGUGGGCCAACAGAGCUCCUGCCUAUGAACCCAGAACUUCCAGCCGAUCUUUUUACUUCUUGUCUAACUACACCCAUCAAAAUUGCCCUUAGAUGGUUUGUAUUACAAAACACAGCCAAACUAGUACCUAGUAUAUCUAUGGAGCUAGUUGACAAGAUUCCAGGCCAGUUGAAUGACCGUAGGACUAUGCUUGGAGAGCUGAACUGGAUAUUUACUGCAAUAACUGAUACAAUAGCUUGGAAUGUCCUUCCUAGGGAGUUGUUCCAGAAACUGUUUCGCCAGGACCUCCUCGUGGCAAGUUUAUUCCGUAACUUUCUGCUGGCAGAGAGAAUCAUGAGAGCUUAUAAUUGCACCCCUGUCUCGGCGCCCAGGCUGCCUCCUACCUACCAACACCCAAUGUGGCAAGCAUGGGAUCUGGCCCUAGACUUGUGUCUGUCACAACUGACGGGGAUUUUGGAUGAAAGCAGCACAUUUCAGCACAGUCCAUUCUUUGCGGAGCAGCUCACAGCAUUUCAGGUGUGGCUGUCAUAUGGUUCAGAGCUGAGGAGUCCACCUGAACAACUUCCCAUUGUGCUUCAGGUGUUGCUGAGUCAAGUCCAUAGAUUACGAGCUCUGGAUCUCUUGGGAAGGUUUCUGGACCUGGGUUCCUGGGCAGUCAGUCUUGCCUUGUCAGUUGGUAUAUUUCCGUAUGUGCUGAAACUACUUCAGAGCUCAGCCAGGGAGCUGAGGCCACUGUUAGUGUUCAUAUGGGCCAAGAUAUUAGCUGUGGACAAGUCUUGUCAAGCAGACCUUGUAAAGGAUAAUGGCCACAAAUAUUUCCUGUCAGUUCUAGCAGAUCCUUACAUGCCAGCAGAACAUCGAACCAUGGCAGCAUUUGUCCUGGCAAUGAUAGUGAACAAGUACCAGCCUGGCCAGGAAGCCGCUAUGCAGGGGAAUUUGAUCUCGAUCUGCCUGGAACAGCUGGACAGUUCCAAUGCUCAGCUAAGACAAUGGCUGGCACUGUGCCUGGGCAAGAUCUGGACCAACUUUAGUGCAGCCAGGUGGUGUGGAGUGAGGGACAGUGCCCAUGAAAAACUGUAUACUUUACUGAAUGACAAAACCCCAGAGGUGCGGGCUUCCACGGUCUAUGCACUGGGCACUUUCAUCACCAGCACCCAUGAGAGGACAGACCACGCUAACAAUGUGGAUCACAAUGUUGGGAUGAUGCUUCUUACCAUUGUACAAGACGGGAGCCCACUGGUCAGAAAGGAGUUGGUAGUGGCACUAGGUGGACUGGUCCAGCAGUUUGAGACCCAGUUUUCUGCUGUGGCCUACCAGUUCAUAGAAGAGGAAAGACAGAGAGACCAGCAACAUUAUGCCACAGUGUCUGCAGCCCCAGGGGGGUGGAAUGUCGGGAACCAUCCCCUGGGGUUACAUAGUACAGGUUUCUAUAGUGUUAACCCAGCCCCUGCUCCAGGUCUAAGGCAUUCUGGCUCUGCAGGCAACUUGAAAAAAUUGGCUGUGAGUCCCAUCAUGAGCUACAACAGCAGUCCCAGCAGCAGCUUUGAGAGCUCCGGCAACUUGGACAGUCUGGGAAUGGACCGCCUGAGAAGGACCAGUUCCAACACCAACAUCAGCUCCAUAGUGUCAGGGCAUGGGAAUGUGUACGGUAACAUCUGGAAAUGUCUGCUCCAGCUUUCCAUGGACCCGUUUAAGGAGGUGGCCGACCUGGCCAAAACUGUGGUUGAUGCCAUUAAUACAAAGGCUACCAUAGGUGCACGUCCUCGCCCUGUAGGCCCCAGUAAUGGCAAGCAUCAGGCCAGCCACUCGGCCCCCUCCAGUCCAUCUGGGAAGGCAUCAGCCCACAUGACUACAAACACUGAGAACUCACCUGUGAAAGGAUUUCAGACUGGUGCUAGCCCGCCAAUCAAUAUGAGAGGGGGUGGAGACCCUAGGAGUCCUGGGGCCUUGACCCUGGGGCAGCAGUACCAGUACUCUGCUCAGUACUCCAGAACCAGAAAACUGUUUGACAAAGGUCCAAUUGUGGAAGAAUCGGAUGAAGAAGUAACAAGUCCUACCUCUGGGAACUCUCCAACCAAAGAGCAGAUAGUUUCUACAGAGUUCUUUGACUGGUGCUGCAAAAGAUUUGCUCAGCCAAUCAUGAAAGCUGGGGAUGAAACUGAGGCCGAUAGCGAGUCUUAUUUAGAACGAGAGUAUCGCUACAUGAGGAAUGGCUGCAUCAGGAGAGAGGCCAGAGAGGAGCAGGAAAGAGCAGGUUUUAAUCGUGUAGAUGAUCAAGUGUUUAUUAACAAAAACCUUGGCAGUCCUUCUGUGAUAAAAUUCCACCCUUAUGAACCCCACUUGGCUGUGGCAGACAAGGAAGGUGUCAGCAUUUGGGAAUGGGAGCAAGGCACUAGGCUCAACUACUUUUUUAACACAAACCCUAAACACAGCAGAAUCACCUCCAUGGAUUUUGUCAAUGGCCAUGACAAAGCUCUGCUGUUAAUGGGAUCAGAUGAUGGUGCUGUGAGACUGUGGCGUAACUACAGUGGAGAAUUGGAAGAAGGAACUCAGGAGAUGGUCACAGCAUGGCAGGCAUUAUCUGACAUGCUGCCCUCAACUAGAGGUUCUGGUCUUGUGCUGGACUGGCAGCAGGAGUCUGAGAAGUUGCUGGCUUCUGGAGAUGCCAGAAUUAUCAGGAUAUGGGACACACAGAGUGAGCUCAAAGUACAGGAUAUCCCAACUGGUGCUGAUAGCUGUGUUACCAGCCUUGCAAGUGAUAGUGCCAGAAGUUCUCUAGUCAUUGCAGGAUGUGGAGAUGGGUCUGUGAGGCUUUAUGACAGGAGGCUAUCACCUACAGAAUGGUACAUUUUCAGUACAAAUAAGCUCACUGAGAACUCACCUGUGAAAGGAUUUCAGACUGGUGCUAGCCCGCCAAUCAAUAUGAGAGGGGGCGGAGACCCUAGGAGUCCUGGGGCCUUGACCCUGGGGCAGCAGUACCAGUACUCUGCUCAGUACUCCAGAACCAGAAAACUGUUUGACAAAGGUCCAAUUGUGGAAGAAUCGGAUGAAGAAGUAACAAGUCCUACCUCUGGGAACUCUACAACCAAAGAGCAGAUAGUUUCUACAGAGUUCUUCGACUGGUGCUGCAAAAGAUUUGCUCAGCCAAUCAUGAAAGCCGGGGAUGAAACUGAGGCCGAUAGCGAGUCUUAUUUGGAACGAGAGUAUCGCUACAUGAGGAAUGGCUGCAUCAGGAGAGAGGCCAGAGAGGAGCAGGAAAGAGCAGGUUUUAAUCGUGUAGAUGAUCAAGUGUUUAUUAACAAAAACCUUGGCAGUCCUUCUGUGAUAAAAUUCCACCCUUAUGAACCCCACUUGGCUGUGGCAGACAAGGAAGGUGUGAGCAUUUGGGAAUGGGAGCAAGGCACUAGGCUCAACUACUUUUUUAACACAAACCCUAAACACAGCAGAAUCACCUCCAUGGAUUUUGUCAAUGGCCAUGACAAAGCUCUGCUGUUAAUGGGAUCAGAUGAUGGUGCUGUGAGACUGUGGCGUAACUACAGUGGAGAAUUGGAAGAGGGAGCUCAGGAGAUGGUCACAGCAUGGCAGGCAUUAUCUGACAUGCUGCCCUCAACUAGAGGUUCUGGUCUUGUGCUGGACUGGCAGCAGGAGUCUGAGAAGUUGCUGGCUUCUGGAGAUGCCAGAAUUAUCAGGAUAUGGGACACACAGAGUGAGCUCAAAGUACAGGAUAUCCCAACUGGUGCUGACAGCUGUGUUACCAGCCUUGCAAGUGAUAGUGCCAGAAGUUCUCUAGUCAUUGCAGGGUGUGGAGAUGGGUCUGUGAGGCUUUAUGACAGGAGGCUAUCACCUACAGAAUGCCGCGUGAUGACACUACGGGAGCACACAGGGUGGGUGGUCAAGGUGUUCCUUCAGAAAGGUGCCGAUGGAAAAAUCAUCAGUAGUAGCGUGGCUGGUGACGUGCGAUUCUGGGAUCCAAGGUUCACGGAAUCUGUGAACACAAUACAGAUGCAGCAAGGUUUGACGUCACUGGAGGUACAUCCUGUAGCAGAUGUGUUAGCGUGUGGCUCAGUAAACCAGUAUAUCACAGUGUUUAACAAGUCUGGUGACAAUCUCAGUACUAUCAAGUAUCAUGAUGGCUUCAUGGGGCAGAGGAUAGGACCCAUUUCAUGCAUGGCUUUUCAUCCUCACAGGGUAAAACUUGCUGCUGGCAGUACGGACUCAUUUGUGUCAGUGUAUUCAACACCAGACACCAAGAAGAGAUAACACAGCAAAAAGGGAAAUGCUUUUCCAUGUCACUGCACUAUGUAGUGGGGAUUAUUGAUAUAGGAUCCACAAAGGACUGGGGACAAGUAUGGGAAAAGGACAUUGCCUAAAUCAGGUGCUUAUCAAGUAAAAGAGCAAGGACAUGUGCCAAUAUUGUUUACACACUGCAGCUUCUCCAGAGGUUGAAAUGUCAGCAUGCAGCUGUGGUGCAAUUGAGUAAACACUGAUUUUCUAUGUGUUGCCUAGCUUUCCAGUCUUUUUGAACUUGGGAAAUGGUUAGACAAAUUGAAUUGUAAAAGUUUGUGUACAUAUGGCAUGUGCCAUCUCUUCACACAAGUUGUGGAUUCAUAAGACAUGCUAACUGCACAACUGCUGAAGUCUGCUAUUUCAAGGUUUCCUUUCAGGGUCAUCUCACCACUUAAGCUGCAUACGUGUCAAUGGAAGUCAUCACUGGAUAAUUUAUCACUGUAUCACUAUAAUUAUCAUUGUUCAGCGUUUAGACUUAGUACAUGUAACACUGCCAGUUGCUAAUGGCAAGUAACCAAAUCAUUCUGUCAGGUAUUCUGGUCAUUUUUGGAGGAUCUUCUCAGCAGGACUGUGUGUAUAAUUCUGUUGAUUACACUUGUUGUUACAUAUACCCCAAGUCUUUUUGCAAUUGACUCCCAGUUUGGGCUGUCAACUGAUAGGCUGACACAUAGAUGCUGCAGUCACAUCAAGGGCAGAUUCAUCGUAAUUCUAGGCUGUCAGUCUUAUAAAAAAUUGGAACAUGUUUGUGAUUGUGAUUGGAUACAUGGUUUUUGCUCAGCGUUCACUUGUCCAGUUGUAAUCCAAACACUCAUGAGAUUGUGUGUGAUGGUGGAUAAGUAUCUGUAACAAGACCCAGGAGGAAGAUGGGAGGUCAACUGCAUGUUCUAGUGGUCAGGGGUUGAAUGGAAGUUGUGAACACUGUCACCUUCUCUGCUCCUUGUUGCAGUAGGAAAAAUGAUAUUUAUAUGCCAAAAUUGCAUUUUGUUUUCAUCAGAUUGCCAGAUAUGGUGAAUUUUGCC
Lingula anatina is the source of this 6171-nucleotide messenger RNA. Its product is annotated as regulatory-associated protein of mTOR. Lineage: Eukaryota; Metazoa; Brachiopoda; Lingulata; Lingulida; Lingulidae. Gene Ontology annotation, molecular function: protein binding; protein-macromolecule adaptor activity. The record is from RefSeq and is a predicted model, not a curated record. Gene Ontology annotation, cellular component: TORC1 complex; cytoplasm. Gene Ontology annotation, biological process: positive regulation of cell growth; cellular response to starvation; cellular response to amino acid stimulus.